GAAAUAAAUGACACGGGACAGAAGAUGCCUCAAGGGUGCUUAAACACUCUCUGGUCUGAAAUGAGAGAGGGGUUGCCAAAGGCGAAAGAUAUUUUCACAUGGCAACUUUUCAAGAUUCUGCUUAUGGGACAAAGCCUCUCAGCAAUGAUUUGUGGAACUGCGGUAACAUCUCAGUAUCUGGCUACCAUUUACUACAUGAAUGCACCCAUGCUCCAGAGCUUUAUCAACUACACCCUUCUUUGCAUCACAUAUACCGUAGCAUUGAUGUUCAGGAAAGGUGAUGGCAAUAUUUUGCAGAUAUUAAAGACUAAAUGGUGGAAAUAUUUAUUGUUGGGACUCAUAGAUGUGGAGGCAAAUUAUGCAGUUGUGAAAGCAUACCAGUACACUACAUUAACCAGCAUACAGCUUCUGGACUGCUUUGUUAUCCCAGUUCUGAUGAUCUUAUCCUGGUUCAUUUUAAAGACCCGCUAUAAGGCCAUUCACUAUGUGUCUGUGUGCGUUUGUCUGGCUGGUGUGGGAGCCAUGGUCGGAGCUGACAUCCUCAGUGGUCAGGACCAGGGAUCUUCAAGUCACAUUCUUCUUGGAGACGGUCUGAUUCUUAUCAGUUCUACUCUGUAUGCCAUUUCGAAUGUGUGCCAGGAGUACACAGUGAAGAAUUUGAGCAGGGUUGAGUUUCUGGGCAUGGUGGGUCUCUUUGGAACCAUCAUCAGUGGAAUUCAGCUAGGCAUUGUUGAACAUAUAAACGUGUCUAAAAUUCAAUGGACAUGGGAAAUCGCUCUUGUCUUGGCUGGAUACUCACUAUGCAUGUAUGGCUUUUAUAGCAUGAUGCCUGUGGCAAUAGAGCUGUCCAGCGCCACAGCGGUCAAUCUCUCCCUGCUCACUGGAGACAUCUUCAGCCUCUUUUUUGGAAUCUUUUUGUUUCAAUAUAAUUUUUCCGGACUAUAUGUUGUAUCACUGGUGGUGAUCCUAUUUGGUUUCAUAGCGUUCAAUGUUGUCCCAGUGUCUUAUCUGGAAGGAUCUGACAAUCCCUCCACUGGGCCUGAUAAUGGAAACACUCGGGACUGUGUGGAUGAGAUGACCUGUGAACAAACAGAUCUUGAGAGAGAUCAGAUCAAAAACAGGCCUGAUGAAAUACAAUCAGCGUGUGUCGUUAUAAACAGUUCUAAAAUGUAG
Paramisgurnus dabryanus is the source of this 1173-nucleotide messenger RNA. It is a transcript of the gene slc35f2l, whose product is annotated as info solute carrier family 35 member F2, like. NCBI's taxonomy places the organism in Eukaryota, Metazoa, Chordata, Actinopteri, Cypriniformes, Cobitidae. Gene Ontology annotation, biological process: transmembrane transport. The record is from RefSeq and is a predicted model, not a curated record. Gene Ontology annotation, molecular function: transmembrane transporter activity. Gene Ontology annotation, cellular component: membrane.